AUGAAUGUGCCCGUCAACUACGCAGCCACGCCGCUGCUGCACCACGCUCCCUCUUCUCUCGCCUCGAACAAAGAGCUGCCGGCCAACGCUCCCACCAAGCGCCUGAACCUGUACCAGUCCAUCAACUCGGCUCUGCGGACUGCCCUGGCUGCUGACGAGCGAGUGUUGCUGUUCGGCGAAGAUGUUGCAUUUGGUGGUGUCUUCCGCUGCUCUGUCGACCUGCAGACCGAGUUCGGAUCCGAGCGAGUCUUCAACACACCGCUGACAGAGCAAGGAAUUGUCGGGUUUGGCAUUGGAGCCGCUGCUGAAGGCCUCAAGCCUGUAGCCGAGAUUCAGUUUGCGGAUUACGUCUUCCCGGCUUUUGACCAGAUCGUCAACGAGGCGGCCAAAUUCAGAUACCGUGAGGGCAGCACCGGCGGCCAUGUUGGUGGGCUCGUCAUCCGAAUGCCGUGCGGUGGUGUUGGCCACGGUGCUCUGUACCACUCGCAGUCGCCCGAGGCCCUCUUUACCCAUGUUCCCGGCAUGCGUGUUGUCAUUCCUCGUUCCCCCACGCAGGCCAAGGGUCUCCUGCUCAAUGCUAUCCUGCACUGCAACGACCCGGUCAUCUUCAUGGAGCCCAAGAUUCUGUACCGUGCUGCAGUCGAGCAUGUCCCAACUGAGUCGUAUACUUUGCCUAUUGACAAGGCGGACGUUAUUAAGCAGGGAGCUGACGUUACUGUCAUCUCCUACGGCCAGCCACUUUAUCUCUGCAGCCAAGCCAUUGCUGCGGCUGAAAAGGACUUCAAGGGCGCAACCGUUGAGCUCAUCGACCUCCGUUGCGUCUACCCCUGGGACCGUGAGACAGUGCUCAACAGUGUGCGUAAGACCGGUCGUGCUAUCGUCGUGCACGAGUCCAUGAUGAACGGAGGUGUCGGUGCCGAGGUAGCUGCCAGUAUCCAGGAAGGCGCUUUCUUGAGUCUCGAGGCUCCUGUCAAGCGUGUCACCGGCUGGGAUAUCCACACAGGACUUAUCUACGAGCGUUUCAACAUGCCAGACGUUACCAGUAAGCUUCUCUAUAGUAGCAAUGUUGCUUUAGCUACAUCAUAA
Trichophyton benhamiae CBS 112371 is the source of this 1086-nucleotide messenger RNA. RefSeq lists its product as uncharacterized. The transcript has a single exon. Gene Ontology annotation, biological process: branched-chain amino acid catabolic process; response to nutrient. The record is from RefSeq and is a predicted model, not a curated record. The coding region runs from base 1 to 1086 and encodes 361 amino acids. Gene Ontology annotation, molecular function: catalytic activity. Lineage: Eukaryota; Fungi; Ascomycota; Eurotiomycetes; Onygenales; Arthrodermataceae.